Molecule: messenger RNA, 1323 nt
Organism: Epithele typhae
Lineage: Eukaryota; Fungi; Basidiomycota; Agaricomycetes; Polyporales; Epitheliaceae
Exons: 5
Coding region: 1-1323 (440 amino acids)
Source: RefSeq, a predicted model, not a curated record
AUGGACUCCCUGGCGAUCCGCGAACUAUGGCUCUCGCCUCCACCACCCCGGGACAUCGGAUAUGUUGCGCGGAUACCCUUUCUGCAAGACUUCCCCGAUCGCGUCAGCGCUCUCUCGCCCGCCGCAGUGCCACGCGCCGAAGAGGAAGCGCAGCCGACCGACCCCAUGGAUGUAGACACGGACGAGGAGGAGGAGGAGGAGGAGGAGGAGGAGGAGGAGGAGGAGGAGGAGGAGGAGGAGGAGGAGGAGGAGGAAGAUCCCGGAGAGCACAUGGACGACUCACCGGACCGUGCGCCAGUCGGGGAUGAGCUGCGCGCGCGACGCCCCGCCUCGGAUCCGGACGUCGACGUCGACCCCAGUGGCGCGGCACGGGCAACACCCGGAAAGCGCAAGAGGGACAGCCGGCCACGCCAGCGACCCACGCACGCAGGAGAGGGUACCUUCAAGCGCGCGAGGCUGGACGAGAGAGACCGGCACUUCCUGCGGUGGUCCACUGAAGGCAGACGGUCCCUUCUGCUCGGAUACUCAGGACCCUGCUGGGAGUCCCAGCGACGGCUUCGUGGGGAUGCAGCAGAGGGACCUCAUAGGAGGAUCGAGUCAGGGGAAGAAAGCAACGCCUAUGAUGAGGACGAGGGGGAAGGAAUCGCCAAGUGGGGUGAAGACUCCCCGUUCUUCACGACCCUUGGCAUAACAAAAGCUUCCCCGAUAGGAACUUCGGACUGUGGCCUCAAGCCUGGUGCCGCCGCAUCCGGAUGCAUCGCGUGGCGAAUCUCGGGCGUCCCUCCCAUCUUCGCCGCCACCAUGGAUUUCAACCUGCUGCCGUUCACCUCUGGAGUCAAUCUCCACGCCUCAACCAUGUACAUCCAAUUCUACACCGAGCCCCCUCCGCCUCCGCCGUACCCGCAACCUGAGUACGCGGCCGGUUGUCCAGACCCGCUCUUCGAGGACCCACAGCAGCAGCCGUUCUAUGUAGACAACGACCUUAUCCCGCCCCACGACAACCCGCAAGAACCGCCCCUUCAAUCGCCGACACCUCUCCUCCCGGUUGAGGAAGCCGCUGCCCCCCCGGCAGACAACGACCCCGUUCCCGACGCCGCUCCCCCGCCGUCCGCGCCACCCGUCCGCGCCCCCGCAGCCUCGUCCUCCGCGCAGAAAGCCCCGCAGACCCCCAAGAGACCGAAGGACGGCCGCACGCCGGGGGUCCCGCCCACCCCACAGAGCCGCCGCUCGAAGGCUUUCAGGGACGCGGACGCCGCCAAGGCGGCGCAGCAGAAGAAGGCGCGUGCGUCGCGCCGGCGCCGGCGCGAUUCCAGAGCGGAGUAG